UAUGAAAAAUAGUUUCUCACUUGCACGAAGAAUCAAACCGGGUUGGCCCCUUACUAACGACGAUGUCAACCGUCCCUUUGUCGAAGGUACUCCUUCCGGAUUGCAUGGCCUUUACAUGCUUUCACUUGUUUGGAGAACUGACGACGCAUAUGUGUGGAUCGUUCGUGACUACCAAACGCUCUUAUUGUAUUGA
Messenger RNA from Funneliformis caledonium, 193 nucleotides. NCBI's taxonomy places the organism in Eukaryota, Fungi, Glomeromycota, Glomeromycetes, Glomerales, Glomeraceae. The record is from the annotation of a GenBank genome assembly.